Messenger RNA from Acanthocheilonema viteae, 390 nucleotides. The record is from the annotation of a GenBank genome assembly. Lineage: Eukaryota; Metazoa; Nematoda; Chromadorea; Rhabditida; Onchocercidae.
AUGAGGGCCGUCGAUAGAAAACAAUCUGAUGAACACAACUCGGAAAUAAUCGCUCGAAAAAUAAGGGCCCUUCGCAAAUCGCAAAACAAGAGUGAACAUGUCAACAAUUUAUCACCAACUCCGAAAAAGAGACGGAGACGACGAGACAGUUUUCUUGAAGUCAAGGCGAAAAUUCACGACCUGUUGCGGAGCACAGUAUAUCAUCGCGGUCAUCGUUACGAUGUUCGUGCUGCCGAUCGAGAGGCCAUUCAGAUAGAGCAAAGGCUUAUGAGGUCAUGCUGUGAAGGCACUUCUACUGAUACUGCCAUUCGUCGACUGAACCUCAAUAGAACAAAAAUUUCAUCAAAACAAAAGCAAAUAAAAGGAAGAUUUCCUGAAUCAAUUAACUGA